AUGCAGCCCGAUCUGGAAAAAGACCGCGUGUCGCCCUCCGUCCGCAGCCUCGCCCCGUCGUCGGACGACACAGACCACGCCCAUCCACCACCGCCACAGUCACCAGGCUACCGCACGACGCUGCGGUCAAGAUACCAGCGCUGGGCGCGAUGCAUCAAGGGGCUGGAGAACCGCGGCAUCGAGCCGAUCCCGCUCGACGAGCGCGUCAAGCCCGACACCAAACACAUCUUCCACAUGUUCCUGAUGUGGUUCAGCAUGGGCAUGGCCCUGAACAACAUCGUCGUCGGGUCGAUCGGCACGCUCGUCAUGCAUCUGAGCUUCACCGACGCGGCCCUCUGCGCCGUCUUUGGCAAUCUGCUGGGCGGAUUGGCCAUUGGGUAUAUGAGUACUUGGGGGCCGCGAAGUGGCAACCGCACGCUUAUCGUCGCCCGCUACUUCAUGGGCUACUACCCCAGCAAGAUCUGCUGCGUGCUGAACGUGCUGACGAACCUGGGCUACGGCAUGGUCAACGCCAUGGUGGGCGGCCAGCUGCUGUCCAAGAUCUCCGGCGGCAGCGUGUCCGUCGUCGUGGGCAUUGUCAUCGUCUCGCUGGCGAGCUUCGUCAUGGCCACCUUUGGCAUGUCCAUCUUCCAGUACUAUGAACGAUACGCCUGGUUCCCGCAGUUCAUCGUGCUCUGCGUGCUGACCGGCUCAGCCGGCCCGCAGUUCGACCUGCACACCGUAUCAUCCGGCACGGCAACCGAAGUCAACACCAAGCGCGCCGCGUUCUUCUCGCUCUGCCUGUCCGUCGCGCUGGCAUGGGUGCCCCUCGCCGCCGACUACUACGUGUACUUCCCGCCGGACAUCAGCCGGUGGCGGACCUGGACGGUCACAACCGUGGGCGGCAGCCUGUCGAUGUGCGUGACGCUGUUGCUGGGCGCGGGGCUGGGGUCGGGGGUGGCGCACACGGCGCGGUGGGCGGAGCUGUACGACGGCACGCCGGGCAGCCUGCUGAUGGCCGGGUACGAGCGGCUGGGGGCGUUUGGGAAGCUGUGCGCGGUGGUGAACGUGGUGACGGUGGUGUCGAACAACGCGCCGGGGUCGUACUCGAUGGCCAUGAACUUCCAGAUGCUCGGCGACAUGUGGCGCAAGAUCCCGCGGCCCGUGUUUACCGUCUUCACGACCGUCGUAUACAUGGCCUGCGCCAUCGGCGGCCGCAACUUCCUCUACGACAUCUUCAAGAACUUCCUCCCGCUCAUCGGGUACUGGGUCGUCAUCUGGUUCACCAUCAGCGUGCUCGAGGACCUGAUCUUCCACCGCUGCAAGCACUACGACUGGGGUGCGUGGAAUGACCGCCAGAAGCUGCCCGUCGGCAUUGCGUCGACCGCGGCGUUUCUAAUCGGCUGGGCUGGUGCUAUUGUCGGCAUGAACCAAGUCUACUAUACCGGCCCCGUCGCCCAGCUAGUCGGUGACAGCUGUGAUCUGGGGAUCUGGCUGGGUAUUGGCUUCACCGGGGUGGUGUUUCCACCGCUGAGGUUGUUGGAAUUGAAGAUUGUCGGUCGGUGA
This is a messenger RNA of Aspergillus terreus NIH2624, 1545 nucleotides long. RefSeq names its product purine-cytosine permease family protein. Bases 1 to 1545 code for a protein of 514 amino acids. Lineage: Eukaryota; Fungi; Ascomycota; Eurotiomycetes; Eurotiales; Aspergillaceae. The transcript is spliced from 4 exons. Gene Ontology annotation, molecular function: transmembrane transporter activity. Gene Ontology annotation, biological process: transmembrane transport. Gene Ontology annotation, cellular component: fungal-type vacuole membrane; plasma membrane. The record is from RefSeq and is a predicted model, not a curated record.